UCUCCGUUUCUUCCACAUCCAAACUCAUUUCAUUUCUCUCUCUCUCGCAUUCCGUUCAAGAUCGUCGCUCUUUCUGUCUCUCUCUCUCUCUCGCAUUCCGUUCAAGACCGUCUCUCUCUCUCUCUCUCUCUCUCUCUCUCUCUCUCUCUCUCUCUCUCUCUCUUUGUGCGACUACGAUUUCUUAUUUCAGAAGUCUCAGGCCUUUGAGAGACAGAUAGCCAAGGAAAGCCAUGUCUGAACGCAGGCUAACACGUAUUCAUAGCCUUCGGGAGCGUAUGGGCGACACUCUAUCCUUCCAUCGGAAUGAAUUGUCUUCCCUUCUGUCGAGGUGUGUAAGCCAAGGGAAAGGAAUUCUACAACCACAUCAAUUGCUCGCUGAGUUUGAAGCUGUAAUACCUGAGGGGGACAAACAAAAACUAAAGGAAGGGGUAUUUGGAGGUGUUUUGAGAGCGACACAGGAAGCAAUAGUCUUGCCUCCAUGGGUUGCUUUAGCUGUUCGCCCGAGGCCUGGUGUCUGGGAAUAUGUACGCAUCAAUGUACACGAACUGGUUGUAGAGGAGUUGAAAGUUUCUGAGUAUCUUGAGUUUAAAGAACAACUUGUUGAUGAAGGCUUCAAAAGUAACUUUGUUCUUGAGUUGGACUUUGAGCCCUUCACCGAUUCUUUUCCUCGGCCGACUCAAACAAAAUCCAUUGGCAAUGGUGUGCAGUUCCUCAACCGCCACCUGUCUUCAAAAAUGUUUAAUGACAAAGAAAGCAUGCAUCCGCUGCUCGAUUUUCUUCGAGUGCAUAGCUACAAGGGGAAGACAAUGAUGCUGAAUGACAGGAUACAUAGCCUUAAUUCUCUCCAGUCUGUUAUGAGAAAGGCAGAGGAAUAUCUGUCAAUGCUCCCUCCAGAGACACCAUAUUCAGAGUUUGAUCACAGAUUCCAAGAGAUGGGUUUAGAGAAAGGGUGGGGUGCUACAGCUGAACGUGCAUUGGAGAUGGUUCAUCUACUCUUGGAACUCCUCGAGGCACCUGACCCAUUUACAUUGGAGAAGUUUCUUGGGAGGAUUCCCAUGGUGUUUAAUGUUGUAAUCCUUUCUCCCCAUGGAUACUUUGCCCAAGCUAAUGUUCUAGGAUUGCCUGACACUGGGGGCCAGAUUGUUUACAUUUUGGAUCAAGUUCGUGCCUUGGAGAAUGAGAUGCUUCUCAGAAUUCAACAGCAAGGCCUUGAUAUCACACCUCAAAUUCUUGUUGUCACUAGACUACUCCCUGAUGCAGUAGGGACUACUUGCAAUCAGCGUCUUGAGAAAAUCAUUGGAACAGAUCAUGCGAGCAUUCUGCGGGUUCCCUUCAGAACUGAGAAGGGAAUUCUCCGUAAAUGGAUCUCACGAUUUGAUGUAUGGCCGUACUUGGACACUUUUGCAGAGGAUGUUGCAAAUGAGAUUGUUGGCGAGCUGCAUGCCACACCAGAUCUUAUCAUUGGCAACUACAGUGAUGGAAAUCUUGUUGCGUCUUUGCUUGCACAUAGGCUGGGAGUUACCCAGUGCACCAUUGCUCAUGCCUUGGAGAAAACGAAGUAUCCAGAUUCUGACAUAUACUGGAAAAAAUUUGAUGAGAAGUACCAUUUCUCGUGCCAAUUUACUGCGGAUCUAAUCGCCAUGAACUAUACAGAUUUUAUUAUCACAAGUACAUACCAAGAGAUUGCGGGAAGCAAGGACACUGUUGGACAAUAUGAGAGCCAUAAAGCCUUCACUCUUCCGGGACUCUACCGAGUUGUUCAUGGUAUUGAUGUGUUUGAUCCCAAGUUCAACAUUGUCUCACCGGGAGCAGAUAUGUCUAUUUACUUCCCAUAUUCAGAGGAAGAGAAAAGACUCACUGCCCUCCAUCCUGAAAUAGAGGAACUACUCUACAGUCCUGUCCAGAACACAGAACACAUAUGCAUGUUGAACGACCGGAAUAAGCCAAUUAUAUUUUCGAUGGCAAGACUUGACCGUGUUAAGAACUUAACUGGAUUGGUUGAGUGGUUUGGCAAGAAUGCGCGGCUCAGGGAACUGGUUAACCUUGUAAUUGUGGCUGGUGACCAUGGGAAAGAGUCGCAGGAUCGGGAGGAACAAGAUGAAAUGAAGAAGAUGAAGUGGCUUAUUGAAACAUACAAGUUGAAUGGCCAGUUCCGAUGGAUUUCUGCCCAAAUGAAUCGGGUGCGCAACGGUGAGCUCUAUCGAUGCAUAGCAGACACAAAAGGAGCUUUCAUACAGCCAGCAUUGUAUGAAGCUUUUGGACUCACUGUUGUUGAAGCCAUGACAUGCGGUCUGCCCACCUUCGCAACUGAUCAUGGUGGGCCCGCUGAGAUCAUAGUACACGGGACAUCAGGAUUCCACAUUGAUCCCUACCAAGGUGAUAAAGCUGCCGAUCUCAUCGCUGACUUCUUUGAGAAGUGCAAGGAAGAUCCGGCCCACUGGGAUAUGGUCUCACAAGGAGGACUGAAGCGCAUUUAUGAAAAGUAUACAUGGCAGAUCUAUUCUGAGAGGUUGAUGACAUUGGCCGGAGUCUACGGCUUCUGGAAGUAUGUCUCUAAGCUGGAGAGGCGUGAAACCCGCCGCUACCUCGAGAUGUUUUACGGCCUUAAAUACCGCAAUCUGGCGCAAUCUGUUCCUUUGGCCGUUGAUGAAUAGAUCCAUGGGCAGGUGUCCCGCUCCUCACACAGUGGAUAGGGAGACUAUGGGCGGGAGCUUUUAUGUAGGUGCAAAUGGAAUAGUUUUGUGUUUGUUCUCACCUUUUCAUUUUCUUUCCUCCGAAUAAUUGAAGCUUUGCAUGUAUUCUGUGGGAAUUGUUUGAGAUUGCAAUGGGAUAUGCAUUCUCUCUUCUUUUUGUUGUUGUAAAUCAAGUACGGUUGUGUGAUACUUUCAUUAUAAUGCAAGUGAACAAGAGUUCUGUUGUAACGUCA
Molecule: messenger RNA, 2926 nt
Organism: Magnolia sinica
Lineage: Eukaryota; Viridiplantae; Streptophyta; Magnoliopsida; Magnoliales; Magnoliaceae
Product: sucrose synthase 1-like
Exons: 16
Coding region: 231-2654 (807 amino acids)
Biological process (GO): sucrose metabolic process
Molecular function (GO): sucrose synthase activity
Source: RefSeq, a predicted model, not a curated record